AUGGUUUCUGCUCACCUUAUGCUAUACCUAAUAGGUUUGACGGGAACAUUCCAGUUAAUUAGUGGAGUGUUCACACACUCGGGACUUCUACAGAUGUCGAUGGCUUCGUCAUUAUUUUCUUUGAUAUGUUUGAUUGAAAAAAUGGGCCAAUAUCAAAGUUCUGGCACGACGCUUUUGUUCCGUGCUGGAGCCCUUGUUGUAUAUAUUGCAAUGUUGUUCAUUAAUUUUUCUCAUUGUCUGGAAGAAAUAAGCGACUUUGGAAAUUUGCAAGUCAGCUCAAAUGAAACUAGCGGUGACCAUACUCACGGACGAGUGAAUCAAAGUUUGAUGAUUAUAUUGCUGUCGAUUUCUUCUAAUGCGUGCGAUUUCAUUUUUAAAUCAGUUUUCUGUUUUUUCAUUCCACCAAUGGCCAUUCAAGCUGCGUGGAAAAACUUCAUCGUACUUGCUCUUCCAUCAAUCAGUAUUAUCGCGAUUUUCGUAUUUGAAAAGCUAUGCGAUCAUGAUGUUUUGGACCUUUGGGUCAGUCAUCAUUUGGAUCCUUUGAUUGCAGUGGUUCUCACGCUCAUAUCAUACUCUAUUAUCAUUCCAUCACUGAUUUGCUUGAAGCCGUAUCUUCUCGCGGACAAUCCUCCAUUGACACAAUUUGACAUUUCUGCGAUAGAAUCGACCUUGAAACAAGAGCUCCCUUCUCUCGUCAACUUCUCACACGUUCACGCAAGUCUCGAAUGGCCGAAAAGCUUCAAAGUCACCAUGAAGGCCCAAUUGAAAAUUUCAAAGACGGAUCCAACAUGGGUUUCCAAAGCUGCUGAUUCAUUUAAAGCCUGUAAAGAACGUGUGCACGAUUUAGUCAAGAAGGCUGGAGCCAAUAAGGUUGUCGUUGAGCCAAUUUUUGUUGAUCCGGAGGAAGAUUUGGAUGAGAGAAACCAAACAAUUUGUAUUGAUCGCCGUUGUCAUGCAAACGAUGUUGGAUGUUGUACUGUUCGUCAACAAUCAACAGUCAUUCCAUAA
Molecule: messenger RNA, 1008 nt
Organism: Caenorhabditis bovis
Lineage: Eukaryota; Metazoa; Nematoda; Chromadorea; Rhabditida; Rhabditidae
Source: the annotation of a GenBank genome assembly